Messenger RNA from Pieris macdunnoughi, 1764 nucleotides. The record is from the annotation of a GenBank genome assembly. Lineage: Eukaryota; Metazoa; Arthropoda; Insecta; Lepidoptera; Pieridae.
AUGGCUAUAGAUGUAAAAAAAAUAUGUCGCCUCUGUGCGAAUAAGGAUCAUGUUUUAAAAGAUUUAAGCGAAGAAAAUAAUAAAAAUAUACUGAAAAUUAUACAAGAAUUCAUACAAAUAACCAUAUCUGAAGAUGACACACUUCCUACAAAAAUUUGCCUAAAUUGUGAAGAAAAAAUGAUAUCAUUUCAAUUAUUUGUUUUGGAAUGUUAUAAAGUUCAAGAAAAUUUACAAAAUAUGUGUGCAAAGGAAGAUGAAAAGCUUGAACUUAAGCUAAAUGAUGAUUUAAAUUAUAGAAUAACUAAAAUUAAAUCAGAGGUUAAAGUUGAAAUGGAUGAAAUAGUAGCCACUCUUAAUAAUGAAGCAAGCUACUCUGAUGUUGAUGAUGACAAUAUGGACUAUGAUAAUGACAACAAUGAAUGUGAUAGUGAUACUAGUGAUGGUGUUACACUUGCAUCUUUAAAGGAAACCAAGGUUAAGCAAGCUUCAGGUAUCAAACCAAGAGAAAUGACUGAUAAAGAUAGGGAAGAACUAGAAAAACUUCUUAAGGAUCCAAGAGCCAAACUGAAGAAUUUUGUUAAAAUGUCUUGUGCAGAGUGUCCGAAACGUGUGCACUCAUGGGAAUCGUUGCGUAGUCACUAUUAUACUGUUCACCAGAAAAAAGUGUAUACAUUUUGUAUAUGUGGCUUUGUCUUGACUUCAAAGAGUGCCAUCUACAGGCACGUAGCUGAACAUAAAUCUCGACCACGACGAGGUUCAAGGAAAUCCGCCAAUCGGAAUUCAAUUAAAGUCACAGAUCUAAUUAGGUUUAAUUGUGAAGAAUGUAAUCUAGACUUUUCUAGUUGGUAUAAGUUAAAUACACAUUGUAUGUGGAAGCAUAAAGCGACACCUAUAGUUCAUUGUAGUUGUGGCAUUUCACUUAAUUCAAGAACAGUUAUGUACAAACAUAUUCAGGACCACAAGAGUCCAGAUGCAUUACACUGUGACCAAUGUCCAAAAACAGCGAAAACAAUGGAGGAACUUCAAAGACAUAAGUUAAGGCAUAUACCGAAGUCCGAAAGAACCUUCCCGUGUUCUUCAUGUGAUAAAGUGUUUACAUCAAAAGAUCUAGUCAAAUCCCACGAAAGAUCACAUGUACCGAUAGAGCAGAGGAAAAUAUAUGAAUGUGAUGUUUGUAACGAAAAAUUCACCACUCGUUCAUCGGCAGUAUCUCACAAGCGUAUAGUCCAUGAGAAGAUUAAGAGCUAUGUAUGCGAUCAGUGUGGAUAUGCGUGUGGUACUAAUGGUGAAUUGAGGCAACACCGCGCCAUACAUAGUGACGAUAAACCUUACACAUGUCGGAAGUGUUCUAAAGCCUUCAAAACGUACUCGAAUUUAAAGACACAUAUGGACACACACGAAGAGACAUCGUAUGUAUGCUUCGUAUGCAGUCGCGUACUUAACAGUCGACGGACGCUAAGGAAACAUCUCCUAGUCCACGAUGAGAAGUGUUCGCAUGUCUGCAACUAUUGCAAUAAGGCGUUCAAACGACGACAGACUUUGAAGGUACACCUAGCAAUGCAUACGGGCGAUAAGCCUCUAUCGUGUAAAUGGUGCGAUGAGCGAUUCGCGUACGCGUCUACGUUACGCUCGCAUCGCUUGCGUGCACACCCUGACAAAAUGACAGUUCAAAUGAAUGACUGCUACUCCGUACAGCAAGCAUCUCAGGAAUAUCACAAAACCGAUGCGACUACUUUAAAUGUUCCGAAGAGCGAUUUACAGUAA